AUGGCUUCUCAUCUAGCCAACAUCUUUGGUACGGAACAGGAUCGAGUGAAUUGCUCCUUCUACUUGAAGAUAGGAGCUUGUAGACAUGGUGAUAGAUGCUCUAGAAAACACAUCAAACCUCAAUUCUCUCAAACCAUCCUCCUUCCCAACGUAUACAACAAUCCCGGACAUACACCAGAAGGUCAGCAUAUGACACCGGAGCAGCUACAGGCGAACUUUGACACUUUUUAUGAGGAUUUCUACAUUGAAUUAGCGAAAUACGGCCAUUUACUGGAAAUGCACGUAUGUGACAACGUUGGAGAUCACUUGUUAGGAAACGUAUAUGCCAGAUACGAGUGGGAAGCGGAAGCUGCCAAAGCGGUUCAGGCGUUGAACGACAGGUGGUACGCAAUGAGACCAUUACAUUGCGAGUUGAGUCCUGUCACAGAUUUCAGGGAGAGUUGUUGCAGACAGAAUGAGAUGGGUGAAUGUAAACGUGAAGGUUUCUGCAACUUCAUGCAUCUCUGUCACCCCUCAAAAUCAUUAGUCAAAUCGCUCGAAGCAUCCCAACGUUUAUCGAGAAAGAAGAAGUCCGAGAAUGGUGGUGCGGUAGAGGAGAAUGGUGGUAUGGGAUGGGUACCCGGUGGUGGUGGUGGUGGUGAGCCUAGAGAUGAUGGUCCAGGCGGAUGGCAACCUCGAGGAAGGGAAGAUGGUGAUUUAGGUUGGGUACCCAGUAGAAGGGAUGAUGAUAGGUAUUAA
Molecule: messenger RNA, 738 nt
Organism: Kwoniella botswanensis
Lineage: Eukaryota; Fungi; Basidiomycota; Tremellomycetes; Tremellales; Cryptococcaceae
Exons: 5
Coding region: 1-738 (245 amino acids)
Biological process (GO): mRNA splicing, via spliceosome
Cellular component (GO): spliceosomal complex; U2AF complex
Molecular function (GO): metal ion binding; pre-mRNA 3'-splice site binding
Source: RefSeq, a predicted model, not a curated record